Penicillium concentricum is the source of this 1191-nucleotide messenger RNA. Its product is annotated as DUF3632 domain-containing protein. The transcript has a single exon. The record is from RefSeq and is a predicted model, not a curated record. Bases 1 to 1191 code for a protein of 396 amino acids. NCBI's taxonomy places the organism in Eukaryota, Fungi, Ascomycota, Eurotiomycetes, Eurotiales, Aspergillaceae.
AUGCAUCGCUACCGUGACUCUCUGCUGAGCCCCUCCCCAAAAAGCAUCUCCGACCUCAGCAAUCUAGACGGCCGCACUGAAAGUCGGGCAGAUGUGCGGCAAAGCCUCGCUCGGGGGGAAUACAAUGAGGUCCGGGGAGCAGCGUUCUUUAAUCGAACUUGGAUUAUCAGCGACCGAUACUGCAAUGUUGGGGAUGGGGUGGAUUCUCUCGAAGACUACCUCCGUGAGAUAUGGUACAUGUACUUCCAGCUCAGCGUCCUCACGGCGCAUGAGACUCCCGAACACGAUCGGCUCGUUCUUGAUAUCCUCCGGAUCCAGGGAAAGGGACCGUUAACCAGGCCUGUGAGGGGGCUUUACGGGAUCGAUAUCGCACGAACAGUCGAAGGAACGUUAUGGAAUGACCUACCAUUUUUGGUCACCGACAUGACCGACUUAUUCAUCAACAGCUGGGCACCGAUGUCGGGUCCCCAACGCCUUAAUGUUGUCUCCUUCUUGGCUAAGCUAGCGUCAACCCGCAUCUGCAAGGACAAAAUGUGCCAGAUCGCCCUUGUCCUCUUUCGUCUCACGUUUGAAUCGAGACAAGAGCUUCGCGCGACCGGUGAUCUGGAUAAUGAAGACCCAAGACGGAGUCUCUGUGACCUUGAGAGUAUGCACUUAUUGCCGGCUGCCAACGCGUGGAUCCAGGAGGCAGGUUAUAACCUCAUGCUACUCUCGGAGCUCUCGUGGAAUGAUUGUCCGAGCGAAAUCGGCCGAGGUGGCGCGACCUUCAUCGACUCAGAUUUUGGGAAGAGAACCCCGUCUGGAUUUACACCCUGGAGAUGGAUGUAUUGGCUCAAGCGACUCCAUGAAAUUCAGGAGGCUGCAAAACAGGCCAGCGAGAAAAUUGUGGAGGAAUGUGCCAGCGAGGCCAUUGAGCGCAUGGUUAACGAGGCGGAAGAGCGAAACUCCGAAAUUCUGAGGGUCUUCAAGGACAGUGGGGUUGUCUUGUAUAACGAUAAACAUUUGUUCCGACUGAAGGAGCUUGUGGAGAACAAAGACAACAAGGAGAGCGAAACCCCCGACGAGGACGAGACCACCGAGGAGAAGGAAAGCACCGAGAAGACCGAAAUUCCUGAACAGAAGGAGAACUGCGAGAAGAAGGAAACCCCCGCGGAGGAGGAAAGCACCGAGGAGAACAACAAGAAAAACUGA